GGCUCGCGGGCUUGCGGGCUCGCGGGCUGCGCCAACUGAGUCGGGGCUCGUUCGUUCUUCUGAACUGCUGUGGAUCGCUCCUGCGCGCCCUCGACAGACCGGGCCUGUGUUCCACAUCUCCUCUGCUGGAGCGCCGCCAGCGUUCUCCCUCCUGCCCUCCUGCCUGCCACCCCCCACCUGCCCUCGACUGCUCCUGCCCGCCGCCAUGCGUCUGUUCAACCGCAAGAGCUCCAAGCCCACCAUCUCGCCGGGCUGCAGCCAGCCCAACUCGUCCAAUGGCUCGUUGCGCUCCCCUGGCCCCUCCACCGCCAACGGCUCGCGGCCCACCAGCUUCCCCGACGUCCCUCUGCCUCGCGCCCCGGACCCGGCGCUGGACCCGGCGGGCUACCUGAGGAGCAUCUACGCCGUGCGCGACCGCUCGCGCCUGGUGCUGGAGAAGGCCAAGAAGAACCAGCUGAAGCACUUCGCCGUCGACAUGACCAAGUUCAGCGACGUGGCCAGCUUCGUCGUCUCGAUCGUCAAGAGAGACUACGCCCCCGACUACGCCUCGAUCCCGCCCCACGGCCGUUGGCAGCACUUCGAGGUCGGCGGCCGCCCGCGCAUCGACCAGCUCAUGGCCUCAUGGCCGUCGACGGUCGACAACUCUGAGCGCACCCGCCGCCUGCUCGACCUGUUCCUCGUCUCCGUCCUCCUCGACGCCGGCGCCGGCACCAAGUGGCAGUACAAGAGCAAGGAGUCUGGCAGGAUCUACAGGCGCAGCGAGGGCCUUGCCGUUGCCAGUCUCGAGAUGUUCAAGGCCGGCACCUUCAGCAGCAACCCCAAGGAGCCCUGCCAGGUCGACAGCGCCGGCCUGAGGAGGCUGGACCUGGCCAUCAUGGCGCGCGGCCUCCAGGUCAACGACUCGAAUCCCAUUGACGGCCUUGAGGGACGCACGAACCUGCUCAUCCGGCUCUCCGAUGCGCUGCAGAGCCAGGAAGUCUUUGGUCUUGAAGCACGCCCUGGAAACAUGCUUGACUACCUUCUCUCGCACCCCACCACCCAGGCCUCCUCGGUCCCUAUCAUCCCAGUCCCCACCCUGUGGAACACACUGAUGGAGAGCUUGACACCCAUCUGGCCCGCAACACGAACCCAGAUCGACGGCAUUCCCAUGGGCGACGCAUGGCCUUGCUCGGUCAUGCCCUCUCACCCGACGCACCCCUGGGAGAACAUCGUCCCCUUCCACAAGCUUACCCAAUGGCUCACCUACUCCCUGAUGGUUCCAAUGACCAAGCUCAUGAAUGUGCACUUCGCCGGCACCGAACUGCUGACUGGGCUGCCCGAGUACCGCAAUGGGGGUCUGUUCAUCGACACUGGACUGCUGACGCUCAAGCCUGACGACCAUAAGCGCGGUGUUGCGCAGUAUCAGCUGAAUGCCCAGGUCAAGGGACAGCCCAGCAUGGAAGUUGUACCUAUGUUUGCCGCAGAAGACGACGUUAUUGUCGAAUGGCGCGCAGUUACAGUCGGCUUGUUGGACGAGCUCCUUGUCGAAGUCAACAACUCGCUGGGACUGAGUGGGCGCGAGAAACUGAGCUUGGCCCAGAUGCUAGAGGCCGGCAGCUGGAAGGGGGGUCGAGAAAUCGCAGAAGUGUCGCGGCCAAAUACGAAGGAGCCGCCUAUUAUGAUUCUGUCCGAUGGAACUGUUUUCUGAGAUACCCCUGAGAUUCCUCUCCCGCUUUGUUUCGUUCUUUGGUUUCUAUGGCAUGCACUACACGCACGCCGUACAUUUGGACCAUUUACACCACCGUUGACAGUGGCUCGACUGCAGUCAAUUUGGAAGUUUAUGAUGCACGAUCUCGACGGUCGGCACCACGGUGGCUUUCUGGUUUCAUGGCUUGAGCGGCGCGUCACCCUUCAUUGGCGUGCCUGCUAGCCUACUGCGAUGUCCUAUGUUCUUCACUUCUACGUGGGACAUGUCUAGAUGGUAGGCAUUUAGGGCACGGAAAAUGGAUCUGUAAAAUAGUAAGGAUCUUGGUCUAGGACUAUUACGCGCUUAAAGACGCAGCAUUCUGCGAAUCGAUGAUCAGUCGACGUAAUACGAACUGGUCUCACACUACUGCGCGCCAAUUGCUCAUCCCACAUUGAUGCUUUCGUAUGAGAGUCGAG
Didymella exigua CBS 183.55 is the source of this 2142-nucleotide messenger RNA. Its product is annotated as DUF1688-domain-containing protein. The record is from RefSeq and is a predicted model, not a curated record. NCBI's taxonomy places the organism in Eukaryota, Fungi, Ascomycota, Dothideomycetes, Pleosporales, Didymellaceae. The transcript has 4 exons. Bases 206 to 1687 code for a protein of 493 amino acids.